AUGAGGACACGGAGCAUGGCGUCCAAACCCGAACCAGUCCCCUCCACCCACGGGACGGCGGCUCGUGCCCCAGCGCGGGCCUCCGUGAGUGCCUCCACCCACGGGACGGCGGCUCGUGCCCCAGCGCCGGCCUCCGUGAGUGCCUCCACCCACGGGACGGUGGCUCGUGCCCCAGCGCCGGCCUCCGUGAGUGCCUCCACCCACGGGACGGCGGUUCGUGCCCCAGCGCCGGCCUCCGUGCGUGCUCCCACCUACUGUGCCACCGUGCAGAGAUGCGUUGCGCUCCUUGACUGGUGGCUGGUGAGGGGUCAAGGCGGCAAGAUCCGUGUUGCCGGGUACAUCGACAACGUCGAGAAGAAUCGAGCAGGUCGAGUAAUCAGUUCUGGUUCCAUUACGGUGCGGCAUGCUGAUGGUACUCUUGAGACUGCAGAUAACAAAAUUGUAUUAACUAGGGGUCCAUUAAAUAUCGAACAGAUGCAUUGCAAUGGAUUUUCUCGUGAGGUUUCAGAACAGUUCAGGCUUGGUUUUCCUAUUCAAUGGGAGAAAUAUGCUAAUUCUAACAUGAAACAGGUGAAUGAACACACACUAUCUCCAGCAAAAUCAACUGAAUAUUGUGUAGAGAAGUUCUUGCGCAGCAGCUUUGCCAAUUCAAUGGAACAUACUUUGACAGAGUUUGAUUUCAGAACAUCCAAAGAGUCUACUGGUAAUACAGAUGGACCUGGGCUUCCAAACUAUGUAAAACCAAGAAUUCAGGAACCUUCUGGCAAUAGUGGUGGUUAUGAUAUCUCAGUGAGCAACAUGGCUGCAUCUGAGGGAUUAUGUAAUGAUAGGAUGGGUAUGCCUGAUGAAUCUUUUGAAGAUCCUGGACCUGGAGAAACAUGUAAUGGUCAAGCAUCUAGAGCAGAUAAUUCACAUGAAGAUAUAGAGACAGAUGCAAGUGGGCAGAGGAUUGUUACUCACUCCAUGGACUCUACUUUAGUUAAUAAUGAUAUAUAUAAAAUAGAAGAAGAACAUGGAUCUUCCAAGUUGGGCAACAGCUCAGUGUGUCCCGGAACAGAACAUGUGUUAGAAGCACUAAACCAAGGGGCGAGUCCAGAGAAUGGAAGUGUUCAGUGUUCAAGAAGACUACGGAGCGGCAAAGUGUGCGGAAUGUCUAAUGGUGCGUCAUUGAAGAGGCGGUACUCCAAGAGGAAGACAAUGCAGCACGAAACAUUGUGUAUGAAGGUGAUACCAACUGAAGAGACAACACCCCCUGCCGGUCCGACUUGUCACAAAAAGGGUGGCUCAGUUGCUCAAAUCACUGCUUUGGAUAAGCUUCAAUCACAUGAUUCGGGUCGUAAAGGAAGCGGAAGACCUAGAAAGAAGGCGAGGAGGUAA
Triticum turgidum subsp. durum (durum wheat) is the source of this 1377-nucleotide messenger RNA. The record is from the annotation of a GenBank genome assembly. NCBI's taxonomy places the organism in Eukaryota, Viridiplantae, Streptophyta, Magnoliopsida, Poales, Poaceae.